Molecule: messenger RNA, 1985 nt
Organism: Corylus avellana
Lineage: Eukaryota; Viridiplantae; Streptophyta; Magnoliopsida; Fagales; Betulaceae
Gene: ATU2AF65A
Product: U2 snRNP auxilliary factor, large subunit, splicing factor
Biological process (GO): mRNA processing
Cellular component (GO): nucleus
Molecular function (GO): RNA binding
Source: RefSeq, a predicted model, not a curated record
CUCCUCGAGCCCUAGAAUUUUCAGCGCCUUCAGUCUCUUCUCGUCUCGGCCUAAUUUCCCGAGAAACGAACGCGAAGCAAGACACGACGACCACACUGACAGAGUGAGAAAAAGCAAAACGAAGAUGUCUGAUUACGAGGGAAGAUACGAAGGCAACGGAGAGGACGCUGACAACUAUGGAGGUGUCUCCUCCCCUCAACCUCGUGGUAGCAGCCAUGGCGGUCCCGAAGAUCUCAGCGACUCCAAGUCUCAGCAUGGUUCUCGUGAUUAUGAAAGAGAAUCAUCAAAAAGUAGGGAGAAGGAUAGAGAAAAAGGGCGUGAUAAGGAGAGGGAUAGGGACAGAGAUCGGGAGAGGGACAGAGGCAGUGAUAGGGAGAAAAGCAAGGACAGGGACAGAGAUAGGGAAAGGGACAGAGACAGGGACCGGGACCGGGACCGUCAUCAUAGAGAUCGUCACAGGGACCGGGAUCGCGGCGAAAGAAGGGAAAGAGUGAGGGAUAGAGAUGAUGAUGAUUUUUAUCGAAGCCGGGAUUAUGACAGACGAAGGGAUUAUGAUAGAGACAGAGAUGAUAGGCCCAGACAUAGGUCUCGCUCUCGUUCAGGGGCUAAAUCUGAGCACAGAUCGAGGUCACGAUCUCGUUCUCGCUCUAAGAGCAAAAGGAUUAGUGGUUUUGAUAUGGCGCCUCCUGCAUCCGCAUUGUUAGCUGGUGCUGCCACUGCUGCAGGUCAGAUUCCUGGGACCAGUCCGACUAUUCCUGGGAUGUUUCCGAACAUGUUUCCUUUAGCAACUGGUCAGCCGUUUGGAGCUCUUCCUGUUAUGCCAGUACAGGCAAUGACUCAACAGGUACUCAUUGUAGCUACAAGGCAUGCUCGUCGGGUGUAUGUUGGUGGCCUUCCUCCUACAGCAAAUGAACAGUCUGUUGCAACAUUUUUCAGUCAUGUUAUGGCAGCAAUUGGAGGAAACACUGCUGGUCCUGGUGAUGCUGUCGUCAAUGUGUACAUAAACCAUGAAAAGAAGUUUGCUUUCGUGGAGAUGAGAUCUGUUGAGGAGGCUAGUAAUGCAAUGGCUUUAGAUGGAAUUAUUUUUGAGGGUGCUCCUGUUAAGGUGAGGAGACCUAGUGACUACAACCCAUCUCUUGCCGCAACGCUUGGUCCAAGUCAGCCCAAUCCUAAUCUGAACCUGGCUGCCGUUGGUUUAACACCAGGAUCCGCAGGUGGUCUUGAGGGUCCUGAUCGCAUUUUUGUGGGUGGGCUUCCCUAUUACUUCACAGAAAUACAGAUCAGGGAGUUGUUAGAGACUUUUGGGCCACUUCGGGGUUUUGAUCUUGUGAAAGACAGAGAAACCGGAAAUUCAAAAGGCUAUGCCUUUUGUGUUUACCAAGAUCUUUCAGUUACGGACAUAGCUUGUGCAGCUCUGAAUGGAAUUAAGAUGGGUGAUAAAACUCUCACUGUCAGACGUGCUAACCAGGGUGCUAGCCAACCUAAACCUGAGCAAGAGAAUGUAUUAUUACAUGCACAGCAGCAGAUUGCAUUGCAGAAGCUUAUGUUACAACCUGCUGCAGUGGCCACAAAGGUUGUAUGUCUAACCCAGGUGGUUUCUCCUGAUGAACUUAAAGAUGAUGAUGAUUAUCAAGAUAUUUUGGAAGACAUGAGAGAGGAAUGCGGAAAAUUUGGUGCAUUGGUAAACCUCGUCAUCCCACGCCCACAGCCAAAUGGUGAACCAUUACCUGGAGUUGGGAAGGUGUUUUUGGAGUAUGCAGACAUUGAUGGUUCUGCAAAAGCACGUUCUGGGUUGAAUGGAAGAAAAUUUGGUGGGAAUCAAGUCGUGGCCGUCUUUUAUCCGGAGAACAAGUUUGCUCAGGGGGACUACGAAGGAUAGUUAUUUCAUGUCACAUUGGUAUGAUUGUAUGAUUGUGUUUUUCGCUGAGGUACUCAGUGUAGAUGGUUGCCAUUAAAGUAAUUUUAGAUAAUGAGCUUGUGUUGUC